AUGCCUUAUAAUUUAGUUCUUGAUCAAUCAUCACCACUGUCUGACUGUAACUCGACGUCAGUACUUCCUGAAAUAUGGUACAGCCCAGGUUACAUGGAAUGUCUACUCAGCUUUGUUUAUUCAAGCGAGAUUCUUAAGCAGAAUGGGUAUGUUGUUGAACCGUUGACGGAAACCGAGCUCGAGAGAAAGAUCAAGUGCGAUCGCUGUUUCAAAUGCAAGUUCACAACAUUAAUUAAUAAUACCAAAAAAAAUGUAGAUACUGCCGAAGGGAAGUUAAAGGAAUGUAAAAAAGAUAUAAACAUUCAUGAUUUGGCCGCACUUAGACUCGAGGAAUCGGGCGAUACAACUUCAGUUAUUCGAGGAAUAAAUGGAAAUUUCGAGAAACCAAGUCGAACUAAUCACGACAAAGUAGUGCGAGGACAGGAAAUUAAUCAACCUCAAGUAACCUUGAAAUGCAGAUUCCACGAUGGUGUCAUUCAAAGACAGCGUUGGACCUGCUGUUACAAGUAUCAGUUUAGUGACGGUUGUCAAUCUAAAAAGGAUCACAACGCUCCCGACCAUGUAGAUGAAAAGCUCCGGAAGCAGUGGAACUACGUUCGUACCCCCACUGUUGUGAAGCAAGCAAUUCCGAAAGCUGCUGUAGCUAUCGACUGUGAGAUGGGCGGCACUUCAACAAGAGAAAGUGUUGUAAUCCGUGUAACUAUGAUUGACUAUUUUACAUCGGAAGUCUUGGUUGAUGAACUGGUCUAUCCAGAUACACGGAUAGUAGAUUACCGAACGCGAUUCUCGGGUGUCACAAGAGCACAAAUGGAAAACGCAGUCCGGAAACGAAAGUGCCUGUUUGGCUUAGAAGCAGCACGGAAGGCAAUUUGGAAGCAUGUCGGCCCCAGCACUAUCAUUGUCGGACACUCGCUCAACAAUGACUUAACAGCCUUGCGGUGGAUUCAUCCCCUAGUAUUGGACACGAUGUUAAUAGAUAACCUUAUCCUCAAAGAAGCGCAAAAAAUAGCUCAAGAGAUCGAGCAAGACUCACAAGUAAAGAUAAUUCAGUCUGAGCCUGUCGUGGUUAAUAAUGUAGCUGGGACUGAAGAAAAAAAGAAAAAGAAAGUCAAGGGCUCAGGAGUCCUUUCUCUAAAGACUAUGACAAGGGAGAGAUUAGGGCGUGACAUUCAGAACCAAAAUUCUGGUCAUGAUAGUUUAGAAGAUGCCAUUGCCACAAGGGACAUAGCUCACUGGAAUGUAGUUGUCAGGGGAGACAUACCGAUUGAUCUAUUUGAUUAUCCUCUUCCAUAG
This is a messenger RNA of Blumeria graminis f. sp. triticale, 1293 nucleotides long. The record is from the annotation of a GenBank genome assembly. Lineage: Eukaryota; Fungi; Ascomycota; Leotiomycetes; Helotiales; Erysiphaceae.